Molecule: messenger RNA, 1014 nt
Organism: Heterostelium album PN500
Lineage: Eukaryota; Evosea; Eumycetozoa; Acytosteliales; Acytosteliaceae
Gene: tmem184A
Product: OSTA/TMEM184 family protein
Exons: 3
Coding region: 1-1014 (337 amino acids)
Biological process (GO): transport
Molecular function (GO): transporter activity
Source: RefSeq, a predicted model, not a curated record
AUGUUCUUUUGUUUAUGUGUAAACUAUGGUGGAGGUGAUAAGAAUUUAGUUACACAUUUUGUUUCGCAUCCACCAUUGAAAUUACCGAUUCCAUUAUUUUGUAAAGUAAAACCAAAUGAACGUUUUCUCCAGAUUUGUAGAAUGGGAAUGUUACAAUAUGUAUUGAUUAGACCAACAGUAACAUUGGUAUCAGCAAUUCUAGCGUAUUUCGAUUAUUAUACUGAAGGUGAUCUGGCAGUGGACAACUUUUAUCUCUAUUCAUCUGUAAUCAUCAAUAUAUCGGUUACUAUUGCACUCUAUAUUAUUGUGUUGUUCUAUCAGGCGGCGAUCGAAGAGCUUGCACCCUACAGUCCGCUCUUAAAGUUCACCUCUAUCAAGAUUGUAGUAUUCUUUUGUUUCUGGCAAUCCGUCAUCAUCUCUGGUAUGGUUAAAUUUGGUAUAAUCAAAGCGAUAGAUGGAAUGGAUUCUGCUGCAAUUGCAGUUGGUUUAAAUAAUUUCUUAAUUUGUUUUGAAAUGUUUGGUGUUUCCAUUCUACAUAUUUAUGCUUUUCCAUAUGAAUUGUAUAGAGUCCGUGCGUUCAGUUCUGCACCUCUCAUUCAUAGAGUGGAGAUGGGAUCGGUGUUCAAGUCGGUCAUUAACUCGGUCAGUCAGAAGGACAUGGUCAAGGAGACGGUGCACGCCUUCAAGGGUACAAAGAUCACCGAUGGACAAUCGGCCUACUCGGGCUUGAAGAACAGCGAUUACGAAGCGUUCGAUGUCGACGAGAUUGAAAUGGGUGAAUUCACAUCGUAUCAGGACAGCACCGAUACACAGUUUGCCGACGGUGCCGGUGGUGGCGCUGCCAUUCUCAGCCAACCGACAGUCGCCUCACAGAUGAUCAGUGACGACGACUUUUUCUCGUUGAUGAACAACGACUAUACCAACAUCGAUUUCAGUGGUAUAGAUCAAGAUGCACUCGACGAAAUGAAUUUCGAUGACUACGAUGAAGAUGUUAAAUUCACUGCAAGAAGAUAA